CGCCUCUUAAAGCUAGCGGGACCUCUCCACGCGGCCUCAGAGCGCGCCCGCGGUGCGGCUCCUUUAAAGGCCGUGGUGACACGUGUGUGAGGCUCUGGAGGCCCGGAUGGUGUGCGUGCGGGCCUGGCCCGGAGCGGACGCUCUCGCUGCGCCGGCCUUCCGCGGGCCCCUGAGAGGCCUGUGAGGCGGAGGUUGAGCCCGGCGGAGAGCAGGUGCGUCCGCGCGGCUAGGGACGAGGGCGGGCGGGAGGUGCGCGCCGUACCCGCGGGUCUUGGGGACUCCGGCGAAGGCUGACAGGUGCUGGCACCCAUUCUGGACUCUACACUUGGCAGUGUUGGUGACUGAGCAGGCUGAAGUCCAGGAAGGCACCUGCUGGGUCAGCUCCGUCCCUCCCUUGAGAGCCUGAUUCCCUGCUGCAGAGAAAAGCAGCAGCCGGCACAGACACCCCAGGAAUGCACCAUGCCAAUAGUAGAUAAGCUGAAGGAGGCUCUUAAGCCUGGCCGCAAGGACUCAGCAGAGGAUGGGGACCUGGGCAAGCUGCUGGCCGCCUCUGCCAAGAAGGUCCUUUUGCAGAGGAUUGAGUUUGAACCUGCCACCAAGAGCUUCUCCUACCAGCUAGAGUCCUUGAAGAGCAAGUAUGUGCUGCUGAACUCCAGGGCCGACGGAGCGAGUCGCCACAAGAGUGGAGAUGAGCUACAGCCCAGGAAACAAGGCACCGAGCGUGUGUCUGGAAGUGGAGGCGACGGAGUCCCUGCCCCACAGAAAGUGCUCUUCCCUAUGGAGAGACUGUCGCUGAGGUGGGAGCGCGUUUUCCGCGUUGGCGCAGGGCUGCACAACCUGGGUAACACCUGCUUCCUGAACUCCACCAUUCAGUGCUUGACCUACACGCCGCCUCUGGCCAACUACCUGCUCUCCAAAGAGCACGCACGGAGCUGUCACCAAGGAAGCUUCUGCAUGCUGUGUGUCAUGCAGAACCACAUGGUCCAGGCCUUUGCCAACAGCGGCAAUGCCAUCAAGCCCGUUUCCUUCAUCAGAGACCUGAAAAAGAUCGCCCGGCACUUCCGCUUCGGGAACCAAGAGGACGCACACGAAUUCCUGCGGUACACCAUCGAUGCCAUGCAGAAGGCCUGCUUGAACGGCUAUGCUAAGUUGGAUCGGCAGACGCAGGCUACUACCCUGGUGCAUCAGAUCUUUGGAGGGUAUCUCAGGUCCCGAGUGAAAUGCUCUGUGUGCAAGAGCGUCUCAGACACAUACGAUCCCUACUUGGACAUAGCGCUGGAGAUUCGGCAAGCUGCAAAUAUUGUGCGUGCUCUGGAACUUUUCGUGAAACCAGAUGUGCUGAGUGGAGAGAACGCCUAUAUGUGUGCUAAGUGUAAGAAGAAGGUUCCAGCCAGCAAGCGCUUCACCAUCCAUAGAACAUCCAAUGUCCUAACUCUGUCCCUCAAGCGCUUUGCCAAUUUCAGUGGGGGGAAGAUCACCAAGGAUGUUGGCUAUCCCGAGUUCCUGAACAUCCGCCCAUACAUGUCGCAGAGCAGUGGUGACCCUGUCAUGUAUGGGCUCUAUGCUGUCCUGGUGCACUCAGGCUACAGCUGCCACGCUGGGCACUACUACUGCUAUGUGAAGGCUAGCAAUGGACAGUGGUACCAGAUGAAUGACUCCUUGGUCCAUUCCAGCAAUGUCAAGGUGGUUCUGAACCAGCAGGCCUACGUGCUCUUCUACCUGCGAAUUCCAGGCUCUAAGAAAAGUCCUGAGGGCCCUGUCUCCAGGGUGGGCUCCACUCUUCCCAGUCGUCCCAGUAUCAUUCCAGAUCACCCCAAGAAGAGCCCUGGCAAUGGGGUCGUUUCUUCCCCACUGAUGGCAAAGCGACAAGACUCUGUGAUGAUGAAAAAGCCACAGGCCCCUGAGGAGGUUGGUGUGCCUGUAUCCAGGAAUGGCUCCCUCCCAGCCCUGAAGUUACAGAAUGGAUGUGUUCCUGCAAAGACAUCUGCUGGGUCUCCUUCCCCAAGACUCACCCCUACACCCACACACAUGCCUACAAUUCUGGAUGAGCCUGGAAAGAAGGUGAAGAAGUCAGCUCCCCCACAGUCUCUCACCGCAUCCCCCACUACUUCUCACGGCUCUCCUGGGACCAGCGAAUCCAGGAGUCAGCGACCUGGGUCCUGGGCAAGCAGGGACACCAUCUUCUCUACCUCCCCAAAGUUCCUGGUCAAAGCCUUUGCUAACGGGCAUAGGCUGAAGGGGGAAGGCAGUGAUGUGGACCUGGAGAAGGGGGCUUCGAGCGGCUCAAGCCCUGAGCACUCUGCCAGCAGUGACCCUGCCAAGGCUCCGCAGACCGCAGAGGGCAGAGCUACGCAUUUCUGUGAUUCUCAGGGAACAGACUGUCCCACCACUGGCCAUUCCAAAGCACUGCUGAAUGGAGCAGAUCCCAAGAUAGUGAAGCUGAAGUCCCCUGCCCUGAGCAGCACCGCCUCUGAGCCCACAAGCCUCAUGUCUCCUCCACCAGCCAAAAAACUGGCCCUGUCGGCCAAGAAGGCCAGCACCCUGCGGAGGGCGACCGGCAAUGACAUCCGUUCACCUCCCCCCUCAGCAUUCUCCGACCUCACCUACCCCAUGAAAGCCACCCACCCCGUCGUUGCCUCCUCUGGGCCUGUCAGUAAAACCAGGGCUGUUGCACCUGCUCCCCGACCAUCUACCCUCCCGAAGCAUUCCAUCCACCCCCACUCUGCAUCACUGUCCAGUAGUAGCGCCAAGCCCUUAGGGACAUCAGAGCCACAGAGCUGCCGCUCCUCUGCCUGGAUGCCCCUGCCUCAGGUCAACGGGCACUUCAAGUCCCACUUACACCAGCUGCCAGAGGCCAGCGAGGCCCCGCACAGCCCCUCCAGAAAGAGGAAAAAGACCCCUAAUGGAGAUCCCCAGAGACUGGGUAUAGACACACAUCUCCCACAGUGCCUCGGGGGAGCACCUGCAGCAGUACGCAAGAAGAGGAAGAAGAAGAAGUGCGUGGAGGAUAUGGCUACCACGGCUCCCCAGCAGAAAGGCCAGUCUCAGGACCAGAAGGAAGAGGGUACACAGCCCCAGGUAAAUGACCAUCAAGUGAGUCACAUCCUGGACAGUCACCAUGUAAGCAGCAGGAAAAGGAGGAAGAGGAAGAGAUCAGAGAGACUUAGCCAGGAAGCCAUCCUCUCCCAGAGUCUUCUACAGCAUGGCUGCUGCCCUGCAGACGACUGUGAGCCUGAGGCCAGGACAGAGUUGCAGAGGAAGAAGAAGAGGAGAAAAAGGACACAUGCCUCACAGCAGGAAGAGGAAGAAAGCCAGCACCCAGAAGGCCAGAGGAGCCCGAGGCCCAGUGUCACCCCAGUCCCUGAGUUGAGCGUGAAUGGCCAUCUUUGUAGUGACCGCCUGGUAUGUCCUCUGAUUACAGGACUGGGACAAGCACCUCUUGUUGGCUGGAACAGAGAUCAAGAGCCCGAUGUGGUCCAGGUGUUGCUCCAGGACUCAUCUGAUAAGGCUUAUGGGAAAAAAGUUCUGACCUGGGAUGGUGAGCCUUCAGCAGUCAGUCAGGAUGCCAUCAAAGACAGCAGGUUGGCCCGGACCCAGACCGUGCUUGAUGACUGGGAUGAGGAGUUUGAUCGAGGAAAGGAAAAGAAAAUUAAAAAGUUGAAGAGAGAAAAGAAGAGAAACUUCAAUGCCUUCCAGAAGCUUCAGAGCAGACGGAACUUUUGGUCUGUGACUCACCCGGCUAAGGUCGCCAGUCUCAGCUAUCGCCGCUGAGCUCGCUGUGCUUGUUAGAGGAAGACCAGUGCACCUGUGCCACUUCAUCCCAAAGCUGUCACAUCACAUCCUGGGAACUGUCCACUUGAUUUGGAGGAGGGGCCUUGUGCAGACUCCACUGCACUGUGAGCCUGCCAUGGUGGAGGCUCCUGGUGCCACUGUUCACAGAUGAUCUAACGUAGAAGCCCUGGGGCUUUAGCUCAGGGCCUCUGGUGGCAUUCAUAACGAACCUCGCAAGAGAAAGACUUGCCUGUGGUGUCAUGCCGACAGUAAUGCAGGAGACAUCUGCAAAGGCUGAGCAUCCUUAUAGACCCUGGGGUCUAGGUAGGAAACCCCUCUGUUCCUGGUCUGGGGUUGUCAGAGACAAGACUGGGGCCAGCAUCUCCCAGCAUGUCCUUCACUCAGGAUGGCGGCAUGUUAGUGCCUCUUCUGGUGAGCCCUCCUUUACUCUCCUGCUGGAGCUGUAUUGUGGCCCUAUCCUCAAAAGGGCCUCUGUAUGACUGACUGUCAGCUGCAGAACCCCUGGUGACUGCACUGCCCCCCACCCCCAAGUGCAUCUCCUCGAAAGGCCGAAAGGCCUCCGUACCUUCUAGAAAUCAGCAGCUUCUAGGCAAAGGAGAGCCUUGAACUACGUGCCAGCGCCUCUGCUUCUAAGGCUGCUAUCCCUGCCGAGGUAACUUUGACGAGCUUCUCCUGCAUCUGCACUAACCUACGGGUCUCUGUCAAGGUGGUGGUCUUUAGAGAUGAAUUCUCCGUUAUUUUACUACUUAUGAUAAAGCAUUUAUUUUUGACCAGGCCUGUGGCUUCCUGUAGCAAUAUGUUCCCUGAUAUGCAAAUACUGGCUUCAUUUGCUCAAUUUUGUGAGUGCUUUGAAAUUGAGAAGAUUGUAUGACUCAAAAAGAGUCCUUUUCUGUCUUGCUCAAGCUGUCCCUGCAGACUUUGGUUUAACAAGACUCCCUAGUGAGGGCCAUAUUUCCAAGGGAAGACAGUACCCAGGAAAUGGGAGUUUCCAGAAGGUUCUUGCUCAUGUGGCACGUCUCUUUCCCGAAGUCCUAGGCUGCUCUGGACUGGCCUCCUCAGUCUGGGCCUCUUGGGAGGGGUGGGGGCUGCCUUGUCAACUCCACGUGUAGCGUUUUAUCCAGCUGCCCAGUCAGGGCCUUGGUGUUGCGAUGUGGAAGAGGCUGUGUUCUCUGUGUGAGGAGGUCAGGUCUUGUUUCCAUGUGGGUGUUUCCCUCCUGUUUGUGUCCCUCCCUUUAUUUCCAAAGGGGGGGAGCAGCAGUUCCAUGAUGGGUCUGCUGGCUGAGUCUUCCAGCCGAAUGUAAUUAGUCUUGUGUGGACUGAGUUCUGGACACCGUGUCCAGGAAGGGUGAGGACUCCAUGCGUUGUCUUGGAGGGAGGCAGCCACCUUCAUGGGCAGGAAUUGUCAUUUGUUCCUGUAUCAGUUGCUUCUAGGCCACAUUUGUUUUUUCCUAUGACAUUCUCUAGUUGAGUGUCAUAGAAGCUGCCAGCACAGAAUUGAUCUGUCUCCUGUGUUUUCCUCUACAUUGGUUCCUUCCUUUGUCUGCUAGAUUAUCCGUUGUAAAAUCUCUUCCAGGGGGUGUAACCCACUGCCUCUUGGAUAGUCAUGAUCCCCCAACUGACAUCCUAACCUCUGGCAGCAUAUGUCACAUCAGUGAAGGCAAGUCCUUUCCUUCCUUAGAAGCCAUUAGAAACAGGCUCGGGACACAAUGGUCCUGGAAAAAUCAUCAAGAGUUCUAGGCGACAUAUCCUGACAUAAGUAACUGAGGCUUUUCUAAAAGUAGCCAUUUUGUUGGAUCAAAUCAUAUCAGUUUGAACCUUGUGUCUGGCAGUUGAUAUGGUUUGGGCCCAUGUGCAGAGGGCUGUCUCCCUGGUGUUUCUGUUCUUGCUCACCAGCCUGUUUGGGGGCUGUUCUUACCCUACAUCCUUGUGUGGCUGCGUCUGUAUGUGUACAGGUAUCCCCACACUCUCCACUCUCUCUCUCAAGAGCUCCCAGAUAUUGCCAAGAUCUUGGUGCAAUAAAGUAAUGCAUUUUUGUGAGUUC
Messenger RNA from Alexandromys fortis (reed vole), 5833 nucleotides. RefSeq names its product ubiquitin specific peptidase 36 (gene Usp36). The transcript is spliced from 21 exons. Gene Ontology annotation, cellular component: nucleus; cytosol. Bases 460 to 3771 code for a protein of 1103 amino acids. Lineage: Eukaryota; Metazoa; Chordata; Mammalia; Rodentia; Cricetidae. The record is from RefSeq and is a predicted model, not a curated record. Gene Ontology annotation, molecular function: cysteine-type deubiquitinase activity. Gene Ontology annotation, biological process: protein deubiquitination; regulation of apoptotic process.